UAAGCUACAGUGGAAAAACUUCUCCUGGUCAGAUAUCCCUAGUUACCGUCGAAGUUUAUCCUAAAAAAUGUCAGUGCCUUUCUCCAACACUCACCUGCGGAUACCGCGAGGGUUUGGUACAAUCCUCGAGGGACUUGCCAGAGAAAUCCUACGAGACCAGCCUGAAGACAUCCCUAAAUAUGCUGCACAGUACUUCGAUGUUCUUCUCAAACAAAGAGAAGAGAGUGGCAUGGACCCUGCUGAGUGGGCUGCUAAACUGGAAGAUCGAUUUUACAACAACCAUGCAUUCAAGGCUACUGGGGCUAGUCCCGAGAAAGAGCUUGCACCAGAGAUCGCCAUUUCCAAGUGAGUUUCACUAUAUGUGCUAUCAACAGGCAAGAGGAUCAACAGGAGAGGGACA
This is a messenger RNA of Seriola dumerili (greater amberjack), 400 nucleotides long. It is a transcript of the gene spa17, whose product is annotated as sperm autoantigenic protein 17. Gene Ontology annotation, biological process: binding of sperm to zona pellucida. The record is from RefSeq and is a predicted model, not a curated record. NCBI's taxonomy places the organism in Eukaryota, Metazoa, Chordata, Actinopteri, Carangiformes, Carangidae. The transcript has 3 exons. Gene Ontology annotation, molecular function: calmodulin binding. The coding region runs from base 68 to 349 and encodes 93 amino acids. Gene Ontology annotation, cellular component: membrane.